Habropoda laboriosa is the source of this 2052-nucleotide messenger RNA. RefSeq lists its product as uncharacterized. The transcript has 4 exons. The coding region runs from base 419 to 859 and encodes 146 amino acids. NCBI's taxonomy places the organism in Eukaryota, Metazoa, Arthropoda, Insecta, Hymenoptera, Apidae. The record is from RefSeq and is a predicted model, not a curated record.
UGAAUGUGUGUGGUGUAUAUCAGAGGCAUUUUGCAAGAAGACGCUUCACGAGACAACACGCAACACUUUUCAUCGAUCAGACAACCCGUUAACCGAUCCCACUUCGUACGUGAAUACCGAAGAAUCACGAUUUAUUCUUCCUUCGAAUAGAAACGAGAACAGAGAUAGAGCGCAGUGACAGUGAUCUAUUUCCCAGCGAUUAAGUGUGAUAAAUUUGGGUGUUGGAAGUCACGAAACAGCUGACCGAACCUUGGCAUAAGUAUCGAGUAAACGCUGAUCAAGACACGAGGAAGAUUCGGAGAGAGCGCCGAAGGAACUUUCCCCGUGACUCCGAGUAACCGGCUGAAUUUUCUAGAACAAGAAGGAUCAGAUCAUCAGUAGGAAAGCUUUCAAUCAUACGAUAAAGAGGAUCAAGGGAAUGACGGGAAGUUCCAGCGUGAAACGGACAAGCCUGUGUCUGCUGGCACUGUUGUUGUCCUGCCUCUCCAGCGGUAACAUCCUCGUCGUUGGAGAGCCAGAGCCGAUCCCUUCGGAGCUUCUCUACAGCGAGAGAUUCAUCAAAAACGCCGAAAAUCUCAUUCUACUGAACAAGCUGAAGCUGAUCGAGGAGAAAAAGGAUAUGGCAGAGCGUGAAAAAGCACUGGACGAUGAGGAAAUGGUGAUUCAAUCCAUGUUAGAAGCAAGAGCGAAGACGAAGACGAGAAUUCAACCUGGUGAUUACUCCGUCGAAGAGCUUCCAACGCCGAACGCUGUGAUCAGUCAGGCACAACGUUCAGGAAAACGCACCGCGAUAAGUUAUAUGACCUUGUGCCAUUUCAAGAUCUGCAACAUGGGGCGCAAGCGACAGUUGCACAAGUAAACGUUAAAUAAGAAUCGUUUGCGGACGACGGCCACGUCGGGAAUGGUCGAGCCUCUUGCGCGGUGCACACUCUGCCUCGACACACGAAGCGAAACCCGCGUGCAGAGAGAGAGAGCUCACGACGCAGCGGUGUAGUGCAAAGAAGGGCCACCUACCUUACGAAUAAUCGGCCGAUGCGACGGAAUACUUUACAAAUCUCUUCAAUCAACUCUACUCGACUACUAGAUUUCGCUAAAUCUAACAAAACGAUCGCGAAUCUAUCGAGAUAUCUAACGCGGCUUUACGUAAGAUACACGUGCGAGCUUUGGUAUUAUCUUGGAAUAUCUCGAAGGCUUCCUCUGUCGAAACGAAAAAUAAACGAAAAAGGCAAGAAAAAGUACAAACGAAAGGGAAACACGUUUGGUGUUUCGCCCUCGUAUUUCACAGAAGGAUGAAGAAUAGUUGAUUCGCGACCGAAUUUCUAUCGCUUAAUCGUGUGCCCUCUCGCGCGCGCGCAAAAUUGAACAACAAAAUUAAUUGAAGAAACAAUGUCAAAUAUAAUACAUGUUCUUUUCUCAGAAUUGUAAAGUGGUCUUACAGAAGAAAGACUGUGUCUGUUUGUAUCGCGCGACGAGCUUUUCCCAAGUUCCACUCGUUCGUUCGAGAAUAAAGGGAAACGAGAGGGUUCGUCCCGACCGGCUCGGGCGAAUCCUGACGAUCGAAAGGACAUUGGCAAUGCAGCGACCAUUACCAAACCAUGAUCGAAUGCACACGUUUCGCUCGUACUAUUCAGCAGUAUCGUUUCAUCCAAUCGAGGACACUGCAUUCGCGGCCCGAACAAUCGUUUUGUCCCGUACAAUUGGACGAGAACGCGCGAUACGACAACCUCGAAAAAGGCUCUCAUCCCCAACACCAACCCCCGUUCCUCCCUAUAUGUGAUUGAUUUACUUUUCUAAUUAGCACUCCCCGGACUACUCACGAAUCUCUCCGAAAAAAGAAAAAAAAAAAAUGUAACUGUAGUCUGAAAAACGUGGCUCGAGAGCGACAGAUCGCAAACAGACAAACAGACAGGCGGACAGGACAGAGAGCGACGAAAAGAGAAGAAAAAAGAAUUCAUGCUUUGGAGAGUGGAGUGUCCUCGACGAGCCAUCGAUAGAGAAUCGAAAUGGCGAAUAGAUAUUUAUUCGUUAGCUUUAAGUGGGAAGGGUGCAAAG